This is a messenger RNA of Ipomoea triloba (trilobed morning glory), 1558 nucleotides long. RefSeq names its product GDP-fucose transporter 1-like. Gene Ontology annotation, molecular function: GDP-fucose transmembrane transporter activity; antiporter activity. The transcript has 2 exons. Bases 209 to 1294 code for a protein of 361 amino acids. Gene Ontology annotation, cellular component: Golgi apparatus. The record is from RefSeq and is a predicted model, not a curated record. Lineage: Eukaryota; Viridiplantae; Streptophyta; Magnoliopsida; Solanales; Convolvulaceae.
AAAUCAUAGCCUACUUCAAUCUCCAUUGUCACUAUGACUCACAUUUCCAGCUCAAAGCAUUUCUGUGUUGAUAUAUGUAUCAGUGUGGGAUCAAAAGUAUUGCAUUAGGCUGUUGUGCUCGGAUUUAAUCAGGUUAAUUGGUGGGAAUUGUAGAGAAAAUAAGGAAAACAAGAAGUGAGAUAAUUUCUUAGUUAGUGUAGUCGUGAAAAUGCCAGUUCGACUUGAGGCUACAAAACAAUAUUAUGCAACUAGCACUCUCGUGUUGGGCUAUGCUUUAUGUUCUAGCUUGCUUGCGGUGAUCAACAAGUUUGCAAUUACCCACUUUAAUUACCCGGGGCUUCUCACUGCACUGCAGUACUUCACCUCGGCUCUGGGUGUUUGGGUUUUGGGGAAGCUAGGGCUGUUGCACCAUGAUGCGUUCACAUGGGAAACCGCUAAGAAAUUCUUGCCUGCUGCCUUUGUGUUUUUCUUGGCAAUAUUCACAAACACGAAUCUUUUAAGCCAUGCCAAUGUGGACACAUUUAUAGUGUUUAGAUCAUGUACGCCCCUUUUGGUUGCCUUAGCUGAUACAGCAUUUAGGAAGCAACCGUGGCCUUCAAAGUUAACAUUUCUAUCGUUGGUCAUUAUUCUGGGAGGUGCUAUUGGAUAUGUUGCUACAGAUUCGGGUUUCACAUUGACUGCUUAUUCAUGGGCAUUUGCCUAUUUGGUGACCAUUACUACUGAGAUGGUUUACAUUAAGCAUAUAGUCACCAACCUUGGACUAAAUACUUGGGGGUUUGUGUUGUACAACAAUUUGCUCGCGUUGAUGAUGGCUCCCCUGUUUUGGAUUAUUACUGGGGAGUUUGGACAUGUACUUGUUUCCGUGGGAUCUAGCACAGGGAGUUUAUUCAACCCGGUUGCAUUUUUCGCGGUGUCCAUCUCCUGUGUGUUCGGUUUGCUCAUUAGUUUCUUUGGAUUUGCAGCGAGGAAGGCGAUAUCCGCCACUGCCUUUACUGUGACAGGUGUAGUGAAUAAGUUUUUGACAGUGGCUAUUAAUGUGUUGAUCUGGGAUAAGCAUGCCACUCCCAUUGGGCUGCUAUGCUUGCUGUUUACCAUUGUUGGUGGUGUUCUUUAUCAGCAAUCAGUUACCGGGGUUAGCAGUGCCCCGCCACAGCAGGAAAGUAAGAGCCAUGGCGACGAUUAUGCAGAUGGCGAUGAAGAAAAGGGCAUUUCUGGUGAGGAAGAGGAAGAACGUGAAAAACUUGUCAGCAUGAACAACGGGAUUCAAACAACAACGCCUCAGUCUCAGCAUUAAGGAUUUGUCUGUCCCAAACAAUGCAUGCAUGUUUUCUUGGGCUCCUAAGUCCUAUCCCUUCUUCAUUGGUCCCAUUUCCCCACCGCUCUAUACUCUCUGCAACUUCCCACUCUUAUAAUUAACCAAAUAAAACAAUACACACACAUAUAUAUUUACUGAUACAAUUUCACAUCGAUGUCACAAAAAAUAGAGAUUUUUCUUAAAUUUCGGCUUGUAUAAUAAAAAAUUACAUUUUAUUUAAGUACGAUCAACUCUAUUACAUAA